Plasmodium adleri (nom. inval.) is the source of this 11511-nucleotide messenger RNA. RefSeq names its product erythrocyte membrane protein 1, PfEMP1, putative. The transcript has 2 exons. NCBI's taxonomy places the organism in Eukaryota, Apicomplexa, Aconoidasida, Haemosporida, Plasmodiidae. Gene Ontology annotation, cellular component: membrane. The record is from RefSeq and is a predicted model, not a curated record. Gene Ontology annotation, molecular function: host cell surface receptor binding. Bases 1 to 11511 code for a protein of 3836 amino acids.
AUGGGGAACGAAAUUUCCGGACGUCAAUAUGACGUCAGCAAAAAUUACAAUAUUCCAUUGCAUGAAUUACAAAAAUGGUACCAUGAGCACUACAUCAAUUUUUUGAAACAAGAAAUUGCGGAUAAAACGUGGAAAAAUAAAUACCAAAGUGCCAUGAUAGAUGAUAAAGGGAAACCCAUAAGUGAUCCAAGUAAAAAGUUUUGUAAAUGGAAAGAUAUACAAAGAGAAAUAUUUGAAGCUACGUUAGAUAAUCAUAGAUUUUUAUUAUAUACAUGGGACGAACGAGCAAAAAAAUUUAUAGACCAAGCAGAAGUGGACAAUAAUUUUUUUGGUAAAAAGUGCGACAAAGAUAAUACACAAUCGAUUGAUGAUAGUAGUAGUUCUCCUGCAGGUACUAGUAGUACUAGUAAAACUAUAAAUUUGAAAGGAUGUUUAACAAAUAGAAGAAAAAAUAUAAACGAUCGAUUAAGGAAUAUUCAAAAACAAAUAAAAGAUAUACAAAACAUAGCACACGGAAAUGAGGAAACAAAAGCUGAAAUUGCUGCAACAACAGUUAUUGGGAGUCUUUUCUUACACACACAAAAUGAAAUAGACAACUUAAUGAAAGAUAAACGAAGUAAUACUGAAAAUAUAUGUAAAUUAUACAGGAGAACGUUCGCUGAUUAUAAAGAUAUAUCAAAAGGUAAAGAUAUCGUAAAAUACGAAUUAUCAGAAGAGGUUCAAAAAUUAUUAAAGGGAAUAAGUGAAAAAGUAGGAGAAACCAAAAUGGACAAUUUAUGGAAAACAUAUUUUAAAGAUAAAAUAGAAAAGAAAUUCAAUGAAUUAGAAUCCUCUAAAAAUGGUUCUAAUAUUCAAAAAUCAUGUACUUUAGACCAUUCUGAUGAAACAAAACCUCAAUGUUUGAGAUACAUGGAAGAAUAUUUGGAAGAAUUUUUGGAAGAAAAAAAACGGAUUUUAUGGCUUUUAGAAAAUACUUGUAAAAGUAAACGAAAUCUAAAUAAUGUUAAUUGUAAUGCUUAUUGUAAGAUAUAUAAACAAUUUUUAAGUGGACGUAAAGGAUGUUAUGAUAAAUAUAAAAACCAAUGUGAAACAAAUUUAAAAAGUGACAGUACAUACGGUGAUAAAGCGGUUUAUGACCAAGAUGUAAAAGAGAUCGAAAAAAAAAUUAAAGAUAAAAGCGGAUGUGGCGAUACAUGUGGAAAUAAUUUUGAUGUCGAUUUAAAUCCAUUAUUUGAUGGAAAUGAUCCUGUUACUAAUAAAUCAUAUUAUUGCCAUUGUGGAAAUGGUAAAAAUAAACCUCACGAGAUUCCAUGUAGUGACCGACAACCAAAAUCCACUAUGUCACUUGCAGGUAAAUGGCAAGACGGUAUAUAUAGAACACAAACUAAACCGGGUCAAGUUUGCGACUUACAAUUUGGACAUCAUAAUUCUACUGGAGUAGGCGAGAACCCAUGUGGUGGUAUACCAAGUGGAACAUCGUGGAACUGUAACGAGACAUUACAUGAAGGUAUAUGUAUUCCUCCGAGACGUCACGAAAUAUGUAUAUCGAAUAUCAGAAAAUUGGGACCUACGGAUGUAUCGACGUUUAAUAGCCAUAAAUUAUUGCUGGAAAUGAUGUUGGCAGCAAAACAGCAAGCGUGGAGAAUACGUAAUCACAAUCACGGCCGCAAACGUGGUAUUCCGCAUAAUGUGUGCGAUGCCAUCAAGUUAAGCUUUUUAGAUUUUGGAGAUAUAAUUAAAGGAACAGAUAAAGCGAAGGAUGCAUAUUCGGUGACGACGGAGGAUAAUUUGAGACAACUAUUUGAAAAAAUAAGAGAUGAGUGGAAAAACGGUAAUGAUGGUGACACAAAAUAUGAUGACAACAGUGCCUAUGGUGGUCUUAGCGAGUUACGUAAAGAUUGGUGGGAAAAGAAUAAAAACGAUAUAUGGAAAGCAUUCAAUUGUGGCAACCCAUGUGGUAGUAUACCACAGGAUAAUCGUUCUCAGUUUCUGAGAUGGAUAGACGAAUGGGCCAGAGAAUUUUGUGCUGAACGUAGAAAUAAGGAACAGGCAGUAAAUGUGGCCUGUCAGCCGUGUGAAAAUGACUGUGAAUACACUUUUUCGUGGUCAUCCAUUUUAUCGUGGUUUUCUCCACCAGGUAAUAUUUGUGACUGCAAAAAUAAAUGCAAAGAAUACUCAGAAUGGAUCCAUAAAAAGAAAAAAGAAUUCGAUACUCAAAAAAAAUACUAUGACGAAAAAUUAACGUUAAUGGAUUUUGGGAACAAUGAUCGUGGUGGCAUUCAUACUAGUGGUAAAUCGACUACUAGUAGUAUUGUUCCAAACGUUGCAACAUAUUUGAAAGACAAAGUUAAUAAUUGUGGUAAUGAUGAUUUCAACGACGUUACCAAAAUGUUUUCUUCCUAUCCUGACGAUAAAUCGUCACACUAUAGACAUAAAUGUAGUAAAUGUUAUCCUCAACUUGAGGCGGACCUGGCAGAUAAAGGUGGACCUAAAAAGCAUGUGUGCGAUGUCGAUAAAAUAUUAACUAAAGAAAGUAGUAAUAUUACUCAUGAUUGCGGUAUUAGUGGUAGUAGUCCUACAAAAAAAGGUGAUGAUACUGAAUGGUCAACUAAAGAUAUAUGUAAUAUAAAUAUUAGUAGUAAUGGAGAUAAGGUUGCUGUUCCACCUAGAUAUGACGAUAUAUGUAAAAACGUCAUUGAUGAUAGUUAUAAAAUACGAUCUGAUCACAUGGGAAAACAAGAAUAUUAUGAUAAUAAUCGUAUGCUGUUAUCAGAAAUUAUUCUUCUGGCAAGAAGUGAAAGUAGAAGUUUGCGUAAUCAUUAUGCUGGUCGUGGUGGUGGAACUUCCAGCGGACAAGACGAUAAAAGUAUUUUAUGUACCGCUAUGCGACGAUCAUUUGCCGAUAUUGCAGAUAUAGUUAGGGGGACAAAUCUUGUGGACACAGAUGAUGGUAAUGGUGUGGAACAACAUUUGAGCCAAAUGUUCAAAACACUCAGAGAUGAAUACAAAACACUAACAUCCACGGAUAUAUAUGACGAUGAUGAUAAUGGACUGGUGAAAUUUCGUAAGGAUUGGUGGGAAACGAACCGUCACAUGAUAUGGGAAGCAAUGAAAUGUGGUGACAAACACAAGUGUAAUAACCAUAUGAAUAUGGAUAAAGUCCCGCAACUGUUACGCUGGAUAACUGAGUGGGCUGAACGUUUUUGUGUGGUGCAAAAGAAACAAUUUGAAGAGUUGAAAAAUGAGUGUGAUGUGUGUAAUAGUAAAGGUAAAAAUGGUAAGUGUAAAAAAGAUACAACAGAGUGCCAGACAUGCAAAACACAGUGUGAUAAAUAUAAAGCGUUCGUCGAAAAAUGGAAGGAACAAUGGAAAACAUACGAAAAGAUGUACAGUGAAUUGUACACUAAUUCCAUGACUAAAUCGGAUGCUACAACUGAUGAUAAUGCUUUAUAUGUGCGAAAACUUAUACGUCAAAAUAAUUGGUUGUCACUCACAGCGGCAGCAUAUAUACAUAGUAUGUAUGGAAGUGGUGACGAUGGUGGUAAGAGUAGUGGUAAAGAUGUCAGGGCACAAAGUGGUAAAGGUAAUGCUGGUUCUAGUGGAACCCUUGAGUGUUUGGAACAAAAAGAGUUUGGAAAUAUUAAUGGUAGUAAAUAUGUUUUUAGUGAGGUACCAGAAGGGUUUGGUGCUGCAUGUAAGUGUGAAAAAGAAGAUAAAUCACAAAGGGAUGCUCCUGGUAGCGGUACUCCGGCUGUUGUGAAACCGAAAAAAACAGAUAUAUGUGAAUCUACACUGAAUGGUAUAAAUUAUGUGAAAUGGGAUUGCAAUAAAACGGAUAAUGAAGGUUAUAAAGUAUGUAUGAAAAAAACGAAUAAUGACAUUAAUGAAGAAUUUUAUGAUUUAUUUAAUGAGUGGGUAGAAUCUUUUUUGAAGGAAAUUGAUCAAUUCAAUACAAAAGUAAAAGUAUGUACAGAAAAUAAAAAUAGCUCUUCAAAUACGUGUCCUGAUGAUAAAUGUAAAGACAAAUGUUAUUGUUAUAACAAAUGGAUAAAUAGAAGAAAAAGUGAAUGGAAGAAACAACAAGAAUAUUAUAAAUUAUUUAAUAGUAGUAGUGGGCAAUCUUCUGUUACUUUAGAUAUGUAUAUGAGUACAGCAUUUGAUGAUGAACUUGAACUAAACGGAGAAUCUUCUGGAGGUGAAGAAAAAUUCAAUGAAAAAAUAAAUGAUGCCUUAAAAAAAGCCAAUGACUGUGUAGAAAAAUGUCCCAAGAAACUCGAGUGUCACGAAAAAGGGUUUGAAGAACAGUGGGAGUGCGAAAGAAACAACGGUAGUGGUAGUAGUGACAAAAUAUGUUUGAAAAAAGGAGACGAAGAGAAAUACAAGGAAGAAAAUAUGAAUAAAGUUAAUGAAGUCAACAAAUUUUAUGAUACGUUCAAUUAUUGGCUAGACGAUAUAGAACGCACAAUUGAUGAAUAUCUACAAAUAUUGGAACAGUCGUGCCAUAGUGCAAAUAAACAACCAACGGUAGGGAAACCACAAGGAACGGCGAGCACACAAAAUACUAAAGAAUGUAUUUUGUGUAGUGAAGAUUGCAAAUGUUAUGAUGAGUGGAAAACAAAAAUUAAUGAACAGUGGAAUAAACAAAAAGAAUACUAUGACAUGUACCAAAAUAAAGAUGGUAGUGAAAUGAAAGGUAUUGAUAUUGAUACAUAUUUGGAAGCCAAAUGUGAACUUGACAUGUCAAGCAAUGGUAGUCGCAACAAAAAAUAUUGCCAGAAAAAAACAAGUGAUAGCAGUAGUAGUGGAACUAACACUAUAUUUGAUGAUUUUUUAAAAUCUAUGAAUGAAAAAAAAGAAAACGUUUGCCAAAAAUGUAAAGAUACAAAAGGAGAAGACGACAAUAAGCCUCCAACAGACUGUGGACAAAUUGAGAAAAUUAAUGAUAAUCAUUGUAAAGAAAAAAAGUUUGACGAAAAGCAAAAUGGCGGAGAAUUAAAAACUAAAUGGAAAUGCGAAGAAACAAUUAAAGGAGAAGAAUUAAAAGAUUAUGUUUGUGUCCCUCCACGAGGACAAAAACUAUGUAUCGCAAACAUGCACAGAAGUGGAAUAAUACAAGAGCCUUUGUCCACCAAAGAGGAUUUAUUAAAAAAAUUAAAAGAGGCCAUAAAAAAAGAAACCGAACGAUUACACGAAUACUACAAAGGCAAAAAUACUUCUAAUAGUGGAGAAAUACCUCAUGGAUUUUGCGAUGCCGUAUAUCGUAGUUUUAAUGAUUUUAAAAAUCUUGUGACAGGAGAAAUGUUAUGGAAACCAACAAAUAUUAAAACGUUAGAAGAAAAAAUUGGUCAAAUAAUUAAAUCCAAAAAUGGUGGUACAAGUGGUACUACUGCCACCACGGAGGAGCGAGAAAAAUGGUGGAAAAGUCAUGAAAAUGAGUUUUGGAAUGCUGUCAAAUGUGGAAUACAGGCGUCCAAACCAAACAGAAGUAGUGUUAAUUUCAUAGGUAAUGAAUGUCCCCGAUUUAUUCAUGAUGAGGACUACGACACGCAAUUUUAUUGGUGGUUCAGAGAAUGGGGUGAUGAUUUUUGCUCCAAAAAAAAAAAAUUAAAAUCACAAUUGGAUAGUGCGUGUAAGGACGAAAGCAAACGUAAGUGUGAUAGUAAAGGUCAAAAUAUAGCAGAUGCAGAUUGUAAAAAUUCAUGUGAAGAUUAUAAAAAAUUAAUUACAGACAAUAGACAAGCGUGGAAGAAAUUUUCGGAGAAAUUUAAUAAAGAGGAGGAAACAAAAGACGAAAAGAACAAAGCCUCGUAUAACAAUUCUUCGUUUUAUUUAUUAUUCAAUUGUGAUGAUUGUAAUGGAACAAAUUUUGGAAAAGUAUUUAAAGAUAGUAAUAAAUAUGGUGAUUACCAAACCACAUGUACGUGCAUAUCAUCAACGUCAUCACAAAAAUCGAGUGAUGAUAUAAAACCAUGUGAUGAUAAUAUUUCCACAUCGAAUUGUCGUACCAAAAAUAAAAAUAACAAAUGGAAUACUACAUUCAUCAAAAAUCCUGAUAAAUAUAAAGUGUAUGCCCCUCCACGACGUCAAAAACUAUGUUUAGGAAAUUUAUAUGGAUUAACAGGCGGAGAAAAAAUUGAAUAUAAAAACAAUUUAGAAAAAGAACUGUACGCCGCAGCAAAAAUAGAAGCAACAUUUUUGCGGGAACAACACAAAAAUGAUAGUACCACGGCAUGUAAUGCCAUGAAACGCAGUUUUUAUGAUUUUGGAGAUAUAAUUAAAGGCACAGAUAUGAUGAAAGGACGAUUUGGUGUCAUGGUCGAAAAAGAAUUGAACGAAAUAUUUGCAAAUAGUGGUACUAGUACUAGUGGUGGUGGAGAAUCACGCGAAGAAUGGUGGGAUAAACAUAAAGAUAAGGUAUGGAAAGCAAUGAAUUGCGACAACACGUGUGGAAGCGGUACUUCCAGCCCUAGUGAUGAGAAACCUCAAUUUUUGAGAUGGUUAGAAGAAUGGGCAGAACAAAUAUGCACAGAAAGACAAAAACUAUUGGAAAAUCUUCAAAGAAAAUGUAAAACAGAAAAUGCUAAGAACAACGUCACCAAAGAUACUAAAUGCACAAAUGCUACUCCUGAAUGCAAAAAACAGUGUAAAGUAUACAAUGAUUGGAUAAAUACUCAUAGAAAUGAAUGGAAAGGACAAAAAACGAAAUAUGACGAAAUAUAUAUACAUGUUGGUGAUCAUGAUGAGGACGAUAUUGACGAUGAAUAUAAAGAUUAUGUAAAACCUAUGAAUGGGAAAAAAACUGCUAUGGAAUACAUAGAACCAAAAUGUCAAGAUAAAAACUUAGAUGAUGUGUUCAAAAAAAUCGAUCAAGAAUAUAAAGAAUACGAACCUUUCUGCACAGAAUGUCGAAUAAAAGAUAUUGCGGACACGGUGAAAAACAAAAAAAAUAGUGCUACCAUUAAUCCGUGUGGUGUUACCAAACCUGGUAGUAAUGCUACGAAACCCAUUACAAAUGUGGUGGAAAUUGCCAAACAAAUGCAAGAGGAUGCCAAGGGAAAAGUGGAUGGUAGUUUGAAAGGCGAUGCAGAGAAAGGAGAAUACAGUAAAAAGGGUAAGGCAGAUGAAUUGAAGAACAUAUGUAGUAUAAAGGAAAACCAUUCCAAUGAUAGUCGUGGUAAUGAUUAUAAAGGACCAUGUACAGGAAAAGAUGGCGCAGGUGAACGAUUUAAUAUAGAAACCAAAUGGGAUGAUGCAGGCCCAAGCGGAAAACCAAAUGGCAUUUUCUUGCCUCCACGACGUGAACAUAUAUGUACAUCGAAUAUAGAAAAUUUGGACACAAGUAGUAGAGGACUUACAGGUAGUAAUGUUAAUGAUUCUUUUUUAGGCGAUGUAUUGCUCGCUGCGAAUAAAGAAGCAGAAAAAAUAAAGGAAGUGUAUGAAAAAAAUAAGAACCCAGAUAUUAAAAAUGACAAUGAAGGUAAAUGUCGUUCUAUUAAAUAUAGUUUUGCCGAUAUAGGAGAUAUAGUUAGAGGAAAAGAUUUGUGGAAUCAUACGGAUCAGACAAAACUCCAAGGACAUUUACAAAAAAUAUUUGCUAAAAUUAAAGAACAAAAUGGAGGUGACAACGGAAAAUAUGAAAAAGAUGAUAACAAACAUACAACAUUACGUAAAGAUUGGUGGGAAGCGAACCGUGACGAGAUUUGGAAAGCAAUGAAAUGUCCAAAAACCAGUGGUAAUAUCGAAUGUGAUGGCAAUGGUAGUACCCCAGUGGAGGACCAUAUUCCGCAACGGUUGAGAUGGAUGACAGAAUGGGCCGAGUGGUUCUGCAAAGCACAAAAAAAAUAUUAUGACGAUGUAGUACAGGCGUGUGGGAGCUGUAAGGAUAUAAAUGCUGAUGGAAAAUGUAUACAAUGUAUACAAUGUAAAGCAGCUUGUGGUACAUAUAGGAAAUUUAUUAAUGAAUGGAGACCUCAAUGGGAAACCCAAUCAAAUAAAUACAAAGAAUUAUAUGAUAAGGCAAAACAAAAUGUUAGUAGUACUAGUGGUACUACAGAUGAGAAGGAUGUAGUUGAAUUCUUGAAACAAUUACACGAAAAAAAUAAUGAAAAUACCACGUAUUCUACCGCUGCAGGAUAUGUGCAUCAAGAACUUAAAAAUAUGGAUUGUAAUACACAAAAGGUUUUCUGUAAUAUCACUAAUGGUGUUGAACAUAUUAGUGGUAGUAAUGACGAUUAUGCAUUUAGGGAUCAACCACACGAAUAUGAUACGGCAUGUAAUUGUAAGGAGGAUCCACCGCCUCCACCACCAUCACCUGCGCAACCAUCCGAUCCUGCGAAAUCGAAUCAAGAUAGUAGUAAUCAAAGUAAUAGUAGUCCAAGUGGGGGUGGUCAACCUGGAUCCCCACCUAGUAACCCUGAUAGUAGUAGUAGUGGUGGUGGAGCUGGAAGCCCAACUAGUCCCUCUGCUCCUUCCCCUGCUAGUGGCAAAGAUGGGAAUCAACCUGGUGGUGGUAGUGCACCUGUAGGUCCACCUAGUCCUCCUGAUCCUGGCGGAGGUGGUAACCAAAAUCCUGGUAGAAGUGAUCCUAACCAGGAUCCACAAUCAAGUGGAGGUGGUAAUUCUAAUUCCGGUAGUACUGAUCCUUCCAAUCAGAAUGGUAGUAGUAGUAGUUCGCCCAGUAGCUCGAGUAGUUCAAGUAGUUCGAGUUCGUCUAGUAGCAGUAAUAGUAAUAGUGGUGGAGGUGGAAGUGGUAGAGGUGCAGGUAGUUGGUAUGUUUACAAGAAUCUACAUAAAUCGCCGUUUAAACGUCCAGAACCACCAAAAAUUGAUGAUAAUUAUUUGCAAAAUUGUCCACUAAAUGAAAACGUUUGCUCCAAAAUUGACAGUAAUAGUUGCCAUAAAACCAAAGAACAAUAUGGUCUAGAUAAAUGGGGAACGUUUGAGUUGAAAGAUCCUAAAGGACAAAAUGAUGGUGUAAUAAUUCCUCCAAGGAGAAGAAAUAUAUGUUUCCAAAGUAUUAUGGUAUCUGGCGGACGUCAUAUAAGAACAACCGGUGCUUUUAAAACCGCAGUAUUAAAAUCUGCGGCGAGUGAAGCGAAAUAUUUGAGUGAUUUCUAUAAAAAAGAAAAUAAAAACGACAAGGAACGUGACAUGUUACUCGAUGCUAUGAAAUACAGUUUUGCAGAUAUAGGCAAUAUUAUAAAAGGUGAUGAUAUGGUAGAUGAUAUGCGUUCAAAAAAUGUGACGGAUAUUUUUAAAAGGAUACAAGAAAAUGAAAAUAAAAAAAAUGGAAGUCAGGGUAAUAAGGGCACUUCAGAUGUGAUAAAGAAACGUCAAGAAUGGUGGGAAAAUAAUAAACAACAUGUAUGGAAUGUUAUGAUGUGUCACUAUUAUGAAAAUGGAACAACAAACAAUACUUGUCCAGAGCAUGGACAAAUUGAUGAAAUUCCACAGUUUUUACGCUGGUUAACUGAAUGGGCACAACAAUUUUGCAUAGAAAAAGUAAAUGAAGCAAAAAACGUGGUUGUCCAAAAUAAAUGUUUAGUAAAAAUUAAUGGUGCAGAAUCAAUUGAAAAGAUUUCAGAUCCAUAUUGCAGACACGAAUUAGGUAAAUAUAGAAAUUGGUAUGCAAAAAGAAAAGUUCAGUGGGAUGGAUUAAAGAAAAAAUAUGAGGAACAUAUUCAAAGUGCUGGCUCUACUUCGUCUGGAACAAAACUAAAUGAACAAAAUGCUAAUGAAUAUGUAAAAAAACAAUGUAAAGAAUGCGAUUGCGAAAUUAAUGUUUUGGAUAAAAUAUUUGAAGACAAAGUGAACGAUAACGAAAACAAAUUUGUGAACCAAAUAAUUGAUAGGGCCAAAACCGAUGCUACUGAUCCAAUCAAAACAAUUGACCCUUUUUCGCCUAUUACAAAUUUAGUUGAAAAUAUAAAAACACUCGCACCAGUUGUUCUGAACAAAGUAAUUCCAAAUCCAACAACAUCUGCACAACUAUUUGAAAAUGUAGUAAACACUACUUUUACAGUAGCAGCGAAAACUAAAGAAAUUGUAGAAAAAAUGCAACAAAAAAUUCAAGAACAAAAGGAAAAAAAUAUACCACCACCACCCACACCUGUACCCCCUCCACCAUCUGCACCUAUACCACCUAGUACACCCACGACUUCCUCUCCAGAAAUUAUAGUCGGUCCAGUCGUAGGUGCAGUGGCGGCAACGAUACUUGGAAUAUUGCUAUACAAGUGGAAAAAACCCUUCCAUGUUGCAAGAUAUAAACGCGAUAUCGAUAUGUUCCGAGUAUUAGAAAUGCCGCAAAACGAAUAUGAUAUACCUACAAAUAAGUCCUCAAAUAGGUAUGUCCCAUAUGGUCGAUAUAAAGGCAAAACAUAUAUUUACGUGGAAGGAGAAGAAUCGAACGAUUAUAUUCGUGAUAUAUCUUCCUCGGAUAUCACUUCUUCGUCCGAAAGUGAGGUUGAAGAAGUAGAUAUAAAUGAUAUAUAUGGGUACAAAUCUCCAAAAUACAAAACUUUGAUAGAAGUUGUUUUGAAACCAAGUAACAAAACACAUGAUGCACAAAAUACACAUAUAGAUAAUAUAGUGGACACUACCUAUAUACCUAGUGGUAUAUAUAGUGACAAACCUAGUGAUAUACCCACUAAUACACCUAUUAGUGAUGAAGAAUGGAAUCAACUAAAACAGGAUUUUAUUUCCCAAUAUUUAGAAAAUAUACCAAAGGUUUUACCUAAUGAAAAUCUAAGUGGAAUUCCUACUACAGAUACACAACCUAAUAUUGUGGAUAAUAGGUUUGAAGAAAAACCUUUUAUUACAUCUAUUCAAGAUAGAUAUUUACAUGGUGAUAGCGAUGUUUUUAGUUAUAAUAUUAAUUGGAAUAUUCCAAAAAAUACACAGAUAUAUACUACGGAUCAUCCAAAAUAUGUUUCAAGUAAUUUAUAUACUGGAAUUGAUUUAAUCAACGAUUCGUUAAACAGUGAUCAACAUAUUGAUAUAUAUGAUGAGUUACUCAAAAGAAAAGAAAAUGAAUUAUUUGGGACUAAACAUCCAAAAACUACGACUUUUAAUCGUGUUGCUACACAAAUAUAUGGCAAUCCUAUAAUGAACCAACUAAAUUUGUUCCAUAAAUGGUUAGAUAGACAUAGAGAUAUGUGCAACAAAUGGAAAAAUAAAGAGGAAAUGUUAAGUAAAUUGAAUGAUGAGUGGAAUAAGGAAAAUAACGAAUAUGUAUUAGAUACAUCAACUCAUGAUGACAUUAAUAAAAUUAAUGAUGAUAACCAUAAUAUUAGUAGUACAAACAAUAUAUAUUAUCAUUCAAAUAUAACAUCUCUUGAAGAUCUUGGAUCAACAAAUAUCCCAUAUAGUGAUAUUACAACGCAAAAUAAUGGUUCUCAAACAAAGAAUUUACGCACAAAUGUGUCUAUGGAUAUCCAUAUGGACGAAAAUAAUGUUUUAAACACUAAUGUAACAAGUAACGAAAAUCAUUUGGAAAAUUUGUACAAUUUUUAG